CGGCGGCGGCGGCGCUGCACGCGGCAAGAACCCUGUUGGGCGCGGGGGUGGCCAACCCUUGCUCGCCCACCCCCGAGCCGCCCUUUUGGAAGAUGCCGCACAAAGAGGAGGACUUGAUGCACGGGGGUGGCGCGGGUAUUGGCGGGGGUUCUAUGGUCGGACAGAACUCAAUAUUUGGGUGCUCGGCUGCAGGACACAGCGGGGUUAACCAGCUCGGCGGCGUUUACGUCAACGGCCGACCACUGCCGGAUUCCACGAGGCAGAAGAUCGUCGAGCUGGCCCACAGCGGUGCUAGACCGUGCGACAUAUCGCGCAUACUGCAAGUCAGCAAUGGAUGCGUCUCCAAAAUCCUCGGCAGGUAUUACGAGACUGGUUCAAUCAAGCCGCGGGCAAUCGGCGGUAGCAAGCCGCGAGUGGCGACAACGCCUGUGGUCAACAAAAUUGCCGACUACAAAAGAGAAUGUCCCUCGAUCUUUGCCUGGGAGAUUCGCGAUCGACUUUUGCAGGAGGGCGUUUGCAAUAACGAUAAUAUACCCAGCGUGUCGUCCAUUAACAGGGUACUCAGGAACUUGGCUUCGCAGAAGGAGCAACAGGCGGCCGCGGUGCAAGCGCAUCAGGGUGCCGAGAGUGUCUACGACAAGCUGAGAAUGUUUAACGGGCAGGCAGCAGGUUGGCCACCAGCAUGGUAUUCGGCAACACCUCCCCAUCAUCCUCUGGCCACGGGAAUUCCAACUGCGGCGACUCCUGGAUCCGGUCAGACUCUUCUGCCCGGCAGUCAGCUUCACGGCCGUGACGAUUCUUUGCUGAAGCGAAGCGACACCGGGUCUCUAUUGUCGCAUCAGCAGGAGACAACUUCGGACGGUAAUUCGGAGCACAACUCCUCUGGCGACGAGGACUCGCAAGUGCGGCUGAGGCUGAAGAGGAAAUUGCAGCGCAACCGAACUUCCUUCUCUAACGAGCAGAUAGACAGCCUCGAGAAAGAAUUCGAGCGGACACAUUACCCGGACGUGUUUGCACGGGAGCGUCUCGCCGAGAAGAUCGGAUUACCUGAGGCACGUAUCCAGGUGUGGUUCAGUAAUCGCAGAGCGAAGUGGCGUCGAGAGGAGAAAUUACGGAACCAGAGGAGGGCCGCCGUCGAUCAGGUGGUCGCCGGUGGCAGCGGCGGGGGUAGCAGCGGCACCGCGCCUCCCGCGGCCACCCCUGCUACGCCACGGUUACCCUUAAACGCUGGAUUCAACGCCAUGUACUCAUCGAUACCGCAACCGAUUGCCACUAUGCCCGACACAUACAGCUCGAUGUCAAGCAGCCUGGGCGGGUCAAUGGGUGGAAGCUGUCUUCAGCAACGCGCUGAGGGCUACCCGGCGUACGUGUUUCACGAGCCUCUCCAUUCGCUCACGCAGUCUUACUCUCACGCGCACAGCGCGGCCGCGGCCGCGCACUCGCAACCGCAUCGCGGCAUCCCGACGUCUCACGGUGGCACCCCCGCGACGCCAGGGGGACAACCCGCUGGACCAGGUGGAGCACCUUACCAGCCGACAACCUCGACCGCAACCGGAGUGAUAUCAGCCGGCGUCUCGGUGCCGGUGCAGAUUCCCUCGCAGACCCCGGACCUGGCAGGCAACUAUUGGCCGAGGCUCCAGUGAUCCCAGCUCUUCGGGUUCCCGCCCGCGAGUUUGCUCGUAGGCCAGGAGAGCCCGCCGCCGCCGAGCGCCACCCCGGGCGCGGUGCCACGACCGCUCCUCGCUUCCCUCGGGAUACCAACGCAGUCGACGCAGCAUCAGGCCCCCAGCACACCGGCGACCACCCCCGUGCACAAUUCCGACACCAGUGAGUGAAACGACUGAAUUUCCGUGAUCCGUGCACCGUCGCGCAAGUGUGAUCCCAUGUCCCCGAGAUGUAGAGUGCGGCGUUUCCUCGCGCACUUGAUUGCCGACGGUGACGAUCGCUGUCGAUGACGACCCGCCACGGGUAGACGCGAAGACAGACGCUACGAGUCGAAAACUCGCACCCUUCCGAUAGUUCGCACGACAGCGUAACGCCGAUCGCAUCGAAGACGCGCGGUUAGUGUCGGUUGUGCGUGGAAUGAACACAGUUCCGAAAUGUUUCUUCGUUUUCUAAUAAUAAGUUGAAGAAUUUCGUUCGUUUAAUUUCGCGGUCAUUUAUUUAUUAAUUAUUAUGGAACGUUGUCCCAUCCACAAAUAUAUAGCUGGUAAAGGCUUUUUAUCAGAAACAUCGACAGCAUGCUUGAUAAAUGACGUUGCAAUUAUAUCUUGUAGUGUUUCGAUUGAUCGAACAAUAUUUAAUUGUUCGUAGAGUUAAUAUCAUUAAUCGUGUAAUUUCCUCGCAUGUCGGAUUAAUAACUCGCGUCCUCGAAUGUUUACGACCGUCAAUUUUCUGAAUGGCAAUACCUAUCUACGAAACUAUUCGAUUAGAAUUAGGAGAUAGGAUAGAUUCCCCCUCCCCCUCCCCUCCUCGCCCUUCUUGAACAAUUUGUAAAUUUGCCAACGCCCGCAUUGGCGGAUCAGUAAUGGAGCAGCAGCUCGUCGCAAUUAAAUCCUCUUUGAAAUUGAAUGAAAAGAUUUUUUUAUCAACGCGAUCUGAUUACACAGGGCGGAAUUUUUGAGACAGCACAAUAAGUUUUAUAAUUCGAGCUCGAACCAAUGGAUUUUACCCAUCCAUUCCACUUCGUGUCUGAUCUAGAUUUCGUAGAUGUAUACGCAUGACCCCGGGUCACGCAGGGUAAUUACCUAUUCACCGAUAGUAUGUGUAAAUGAUUUUACGUUACGCUACCUUCGUCGUCACGUCGAGGAUUUUCGCGUGAAGAGCCACUAGUUAUCCGUCGUAGUUAUAUCCGUAACAAAAAUAUAAUUUCCUUAAGACGUUCAUUACACAAUUUCUAACGUGAUCUCUCGUGCAUUUGCAUCGAUAAUUUUAUUGCUACGAAAGAAUCUUUUUAAUAAGCGUUCAUAAUGUCCCGGAAAAGUUAUUUUUCACUUCGCCCGACAUGCGCGAAUUCUCCCUUUUAGUUUCCCCGAAGUCGAUCGAUGUCAAGAGCAUUCAUUAAAUUUACAGCGGCUCUCGUUUUUCGGUAUCGGGGAGCUUUAUUACCGGAUUUAUUGGAUAGCGCCGGGCGCAUAUUGUUUGCCGCACGUUGUAUCGGUUUCCGGCAAAUAUUUUCCUUCGUGUAAGGGCGGCCGCGAACCGCGUGGAAAUUGAAAGGGAGCCGCAGACACGUAGGCGGCUCCCGCCGAAAUAUAUUCUCGCGCGAGUUUAGGGUGGGAGUCUC
Acromyrmex echinatior (Panamanian leafcutter ant) is the source of this 3286-nucleotide messenger RNA. It is a transcript of the gene toy, whose product is annotated as paired box 6 protein twin of eyeless. Gene Ontology annotation, biological process: regulation of transcription by RNA polymerase II; anatomical structure development. The record is from RefSeq and is a predicted model, not a curated record. NCBI's taxonomy places the organism in Eukaryota, Metazoa, Arthropoda, Insecta, Hymenoptera, Formicidae. Gene Ontology annotation, molecular function: RNA polymerase II cis-regulatory region sequence-specific DNA binding; DNA-binding transcription factor activity, RNA polymerase II-specific.